UGGACAGCUCCCGGGUGCUGAAGCCAAGGACGGGGCUCGGCGUGGGGGGAACGUGGCGCCAGGCCCAGCCAUGCCUGCGGGGGCCCCGUGCAGCCUUUUCCUCGCCUCUGUCCUCCUGCUGAGGGCAUGCGCCCAGAGCUUCGGCCAGACGCGCUUCAUCUGCACCUCGGUGCCGCUGGACCUGGACAUGUGCGCCUCCUCCCUGCCGAGCAGCGGCAGCGCCGAGGAGCUGCAGACCACCGUCCUGCAGCUCCGGGAGACGGUGCUCCAGCAGAAGGAGACCAUCCUGAACCACAAGGAGACCAUCCGGGAGCUGACCACUAAGCUGGGCAGGUGUGAGAGCCAGAGCGGGCCGGAGGCGGGCCCCAGCGAGUCCAAAACGGGCGGGGGAUCCAGCCGCAAACAGCCCGGCUCGUCCAAAAACACCAUGGGGGAUCUGUCCCGGGCGCCAGCGGCUGAGACCCUGAGCCAGCUGGGGCAAACGUUGCAGUCGCUCAAGACGAGGCUAGAAAACCUAGAGCAGUUUAGCAGGAUCAAUUCCUCAGGCCAGACCAACCACCUGCGGGACGUGCUUCAGAAUAAAAUAGACGAUUUAGAGAAGCAAGUUCUGUCCCGAGUGAACAGCCUGGAGGAAGGAAAGUUGACGAAGAACGAGUCCGAGGAACGCAGCAAAAUAGAGACCACGCUCACGUCCCUGCACCAGCGGAUCAGUGACCUGGAGAAAGGGCAGAAAGACAGCCGGCCGGCCGACAGGUUCCAGCUGACCUUCCCGCUGCGGACCAACUACAUGUACGCCAAGGUGAAGAGGAGCCUGCCCGAGAUGUACGCCUUCUCCGUGGCCAUGUGGAUCAAGUCCAGCGCCUCGCCGGGCGUGGGGACGCCCUUCUCCUACGCGGUGCCGGGCCAGGCCAACGAGCUGGUGCUCAUCGAGUGGGGCAACAACCCCAUGGAGAUCCUCAUUAACGACAAGGUCGCUAAGCUCCCGUUCGUCAUUAACGAUGGGAAGUGGCACCAUAUCUGCAUCACCUGGACCACGCGGGACGGCGUGUGGGAGGCCUACCAGGACGGCACGCAGGGGGGCCACGGAGAGAACCUGGCUCCCUAUCACCCCAUCAAACCGCAGGGAGUCCUGGUCCUGGGCCAGGAGCAGGACACCCUGGGCGGGGGGUUCGACGCUACCCAGGCGUUCGUGGGCGAACUGGCCCAUUUCAACGUCUGGGACCGGAAGCUCAGCCCCGGGGAGAUCUACAGCCUGGCCACGUGCAGCACCAAAGCCCCCGCCGGCAACGUCAUCGCCUGGUCCGAGACCAACAUCGACAUCUACGGGGGGGCCACCAAGUGGACUUUCGAAGCCUGCCGCCAGCUCAACUAGGGCUGGAGCGCGCCCCCCCCCCGCCAGGAAUCAAGGACUGAAGUCUGUCCCCCUCCCCCGUCCGUCCGUCCGUCCGUGCAAAGGCAGCCCCAGCAAAGCCCCAGGCCCCGGCCGAGGGGCGCGCUCCGGCCGGGGGCCGGGCCCAGAGCCUCGGGCAGCCCCCAGCGGCGCCACCCACAAGUAGGGGAGAGGGUUGGUUCGUUCUUCUUCGCUCUGUCUCUGGAGCGCGGCGUCCCCGCUCCCCGCUCCCCCGAAGCGGCUCAUUUCUGUCUUGCCAACGUCCUUCGAAGCCUGCGUGCCUUGGGCUGGUGCAGCGCCUCGGCGCAUCUCUUCACCGGCGUCCGGGGCGAGGACCUGCUCCUGCCCCCCUCCCCCGCGGCUCGGCCCCUUGGAGCCAAGCGGGGGGCGCUGGGUUCUCGGCUCCGUUCCUACCCGCACGCCCCACCCCUCAGCACCUUGGCGGUGGCGCAGAGCCCGAGGCGGCCCCGACUUCGCUUUGGGCCAGGGGGUGUGGGGCUGACGCAGGAGCCUCCGAUCCCCGGUUACUUUGUGGGGGGGGGGAGGCUCCUUCCGUCUUUCAGUGCCGGGGCGCGACUCCUGUUUACUUGGACUGGCUCUGCAGGAGCAUAGAAGAAGGAAGACCCCGCCCCCCCCACACACCUCCCCUCCUUCCUCUAGUGGGCUUGGAAGCGGAGCCGCAAACCCGGGCCGCGCUCACCCCCCCUCUCCUCGCGGGGCAGGGGGACCUGCUUUCUUUCCAAACCCCUCCGAGUCCCCAGGCUCCUUCCUCCGCCAGCCUGACCCCCCCCUUCAACGUUUGACCAGCAGGGGUGUUUCUUGGCCAGGAACAGCCCUGCCCCUGUGUCCUAGGAACUGGGGUUCGGGGCCAGGAGACCCCCUAGGAGCCAUGGGGGAUCCUGUUCCGGCUCUGACUUGCUGAAGCCAACGUAACCUGGGGGCCCUGCUGGGUCGCUGGCCAGUGAUUUACCGUCAGAGCGCCCAUCCGCAGGAGCCAGAGACCCGCAGGGCUGUGGGGAGCUGCGAGGGUGGGGGCAAAGCAGGAGAUUUGGAUCCUCUGGCCACAGCAGGGCCCGAGCUCGGGUCAGGCGCUUGCAGGUGCCCGGACUCUGGUCAAGCGCUUCCCGAGCCGCCCCUCUCCCGCCGGGGGAGGCGGGUUAGCUCUGGCCUGGCU
Messenger RNA from Mauremys reevesii (Reeves's turtle), 2564 nucleotides. It is a transcript of the gene NPTX1, whose product is annotated as neuronal pentraxin 1. Bases 71 to 1372 code for a protein of 433 amino acids. The transcript is spliced from 5 exons. NCBI's taxonomy places the organism in Eukaryota, Metazoa, Chordata, Testudines, Geoemydidae. The record is from RefSeq and is a predicted model, not a curated record.